Colletotrichum lupini is the source of this 543-nucleotide messenger RNA. RefSeq lists its product as uncharacterized. Gene Ontology annotation, molecular function: glyoxylate reductase (NADPH) activity; NAD binding; hydroxypyruvate reductase [NAD(P)H] activity. Gene Ontology annotation, cellular component: cytosol. The transcript has 2 exons. NCBI's taxonomy places the organism in Eukaryota, Fungi, Ascomycota, Sordariomycetes, Glomerellales, Glomerellaceae. Bases 1 to 543 code for a protein of 180 amino acids. The record is from RefSeq and is a predicted model, not a curated record.
AUGGGCGGAAUUCAGCUCACGGUACGAAACUCUAAUGUACGACUAUCCAAAGUACAAGACUUUUACCAGUCCAUGACUUCCGGCACCUGCAAGAGCAUUGACGGAAUCAUGCGAAUCGGCAUCAAUACUCCGCCCGACAACGAGAAAUUGGGCAUGGGCUGGACCAGACGGGCUUUGCCACAUCUUCCAUCAACUCUCAAGAUGAUUGUCAACUUCGGACAUGGUUUCGACGAAGAAGAUGUUGCGGGACUCAAUGCCCGUGGCAUAGAGUUUUUCAACACCACAGGCGGGAGCGAGGCGACGGCCGUGGUCGCGGUCUAUCUCAUCAUCUCAGUAUUCCGUCAGCUAAAUCGCUACGAGCGAAUGCUCCGCGACGAGCAGUUCUGGCCAGCCUUGAGGCACUCGUCUCAGAACGCAGUCGAUCCCUUUGGAAAGAAAAUUGGCAUUAUUGGCAUGGGUUCCAUCGGCCAGACCGUCGCGAGACAGGCAGCUGCUCUCGGGAUGGAGGUUCACUGGGCUUUUGCCACCGAUACUGUUUCAUAA